Molecule: messenger RNA, 1503 nt
Organism: Mercurialis annua (annual mercury)
Lineage: Eukaryota; Viridiplantae; Streptophyta; Magnoliopsida; Malpighiales; Euphorbiaceae
Exons: 2
Coding region: 1-1419 (472 amino acids)
Source: RefSeq, a predicted model, not a curated record
AUGGUUGAUGGAAAGAUGUGUCAUCCGUCAGACUCCCCGGCGUGGAAAAAUUUCAGUGAAUUGCAUACAGAGUUUGCGGCAGAAGUUCGAAAUAUCAGACUGGGCCUGUGUACUGAUGGGUUUCAGCCAUUUGGGGCCUUCGGGCAGAAUUAUUCAUCAUGGCCUGUAAUUUUGACACCAUACAAUCUCCCCCCAGGGAUGUGUAUGAAAGAUGAGUUCAUGUUUUUAACUGUUAUUGUCCCUGGGCCUCGAAAUCCUAAACACCAAAUGGAUAUUUUCCUGCAGCCGUUGAUAGCUGAGCUGAACCAACUGUGGGAAUUCGGAGUGCAGACAUUCGACGUUCAAAGGCGACAGAAUUUCCAAAUGAAAGCGGCACUUAUGUGGACAAUUAAUGAUUUUCCUGCUUAUUCGAUGUUGUCUGGCUGGAGCACAUCUGGGAGACUGGCUUGCCCACACUGCAUGGAAAAUACAGAAGCUUUUACGCUUAAAGGGAGUAGAAAACAGUCGUGGUUUGAUUGUCACAGAAAGUUCUUGCCUCGUGAUCACCCGUACCGUCGUAAUACAACUCAUUUCCGAAAAGGAAAAACCGUAAACAAUAGUGUCGGACAGCCAAAAACCGGAGAAGAAUUGUUGGCAGAGGUUGACAGUCUGGGAUUUAUGAAGGCAUAUGAAAUUGGGGCUGAGAAAAAUAAUGCUGCGAAGUCGGAAAAUUAUGGUUGGAAUAAAAAAAGUAUAUUCUGGGAUUUGCCGUAUUGGAAAACGAAUCUAAUUCGUCACAAUCUCGAUGUCAUGCAUAUUGAGAAAAACGUAUUCGACAACAUUUUCAAUACUGUACUAAAUAUUCCCGGGAAAACAAAAGACCAUGCAAAAUCGAGAGAAGAGUUGAAUGACAUAUGUGCUCGGCCUGAGUUAGCAAAAGAUCCGGUUACUGGGAGAUUUCCUAAGGCAAUGUAUGCUUUGGACAGGGACGGAAAAAAGGCUUUGCUCGAGUGGAUAAAGUUAAUAAAAUUUCCAGAUGGCUAUGCGUCCAACUUGUCCAGAUGUGUCGAUACAAUCGGUAUGAAAAUGCAUGGAAUGAAAAGUCACGACUGCCACAUUUUUAUGCAAAGACUUAUGCCAAUCGCUCUCCGUGAGCUAUUACCGAAGGAAGUGUGGGAGCCUAUAACAGAGUUGAGUAUCUUCUUUCGUGAGUUAACCUCCACGUCUCUAACAGAGAAAGAUCUAGAUCGUAUGAGGCUGGAAAUCCCAAAGAUAUUGUGUAAGCUGGAACGUAUUUUUCCUCCCAGCUUUUUUGACUCCAUGGAACAUCUACCCGUACAUCUACCGUACGAAGCUAUGAUGGCAGGGCCGGUUCAGUAUCGCUGGAUGUACCCAUUUGAAAGAUAUUUGAGAAAACUGAAAAAAAAAAGUGAGCAAUAAAGGGAGGGUGGAAGGAAGCAUUAGUAGCGGAUACUUAAAUGAAGAAACCGCAAAGUUUGCAGCUUAUUAUUUUUCAGAAGGUGA